Messenger RNA from Prunus armeniaca (apricot), 555 nucleotides. The record is from the annotation of a GenBank genome assembly. NCBI's taxonomy places the organism in Eukaryota, Viridiplantae, Streptophyta, Magnoliopsida, Rosales, Rosaceae.
AUGUCUAUCGUCAGUUUAGAAAGUCUCAAAGCACUAUACAUCAAGUUGCAGUCUAAUUAUGAUGUUCAGUAUGAUGAUGAUGAGGAGGAAGAGAUACAUACCUUUAAAAUUAGGGCAAAGAAUUUGGAGAGCCUUUUCAUUAACGAAGACAUAUUGGUAGAUUACAAAAUGGAAGAAUGGAUAUCUCUGGUUGAAGGCAAUAUUCAAAUUGGGUGGGAAGAUUACCAGUACAGCAUGGGUGGUAGAAUAUUCUUUAAUAAUGCUUUCAAGAUAAUGAGGGGAUUGACCCAUGCUAUGACCCUAACCAUUGGUGAGAGGACUACUGGGGGAUAUCAAUUCUUCCAUUUCGUAAUCUGUCAAUAUGUCUUCGUCAAUGAAAAGGCUCGCCAAAUUCUUUGCCUUAAUUUUAAAGAGUGUCUCCAACCAUUUGGUAGCGCAGUUGGAGACGCUCCGUUUGGAAAUGCAGGUUUAUGUGUAUGGUGUGAAUCCAAACAUAAGAUUUGCGUGGCAUCCACCCCUAGAGGAACCAACAUGUUUGAUGCAGACCAUCAUUAA